Molecule: messenger RNA, 444 nt
Organism: Opisthorchis viverrini
Lineage: Eukaryota; Metazoa; Platyhelminthes; Trematoda; Opisthorchiida; Opisthorchiidae
Exons: 4
Source: RefSeq, a predicted model, not a curated record
AUGCUUUUGAUAUCCAAAAGGCUAAAAUGUUGCGGAGUGACCGGCGCGGAAGAUUUCACUGGAUCCAAAAGCUUUGAUAACCAAUUCGUCACCAACGAGGGCACAAUCGAAUCCUGUAUUGAUAGCGAUUUACUGCUCGCAGUUGGGAGCUGUUACGGCCAAGAAGCCCAGACCGCACGUGAUUGGCUUGCCAGUCUAGCAUCAAGGCGGACUCCGAUUGGUAGGAAGUCUGGACCCAACAGCCAAUCGCGAUACGUGCUACGGUAUCCGGUGUCCUGCUGUAAGCGGAAAGGAAAUUACGAUAAACUGCCAAACAAAUGUCCGGAAGUGUUUGACGAGCGAAAUAGUUACAUCAAAACCGGAUGUUGGCCUUUGCUUGAAGGACAAGUUUUGUCGGCCCUCACAAAGGUGUCAUUUAUCGUCAUAUUCACUAUACUGAUUGAA